AUGGCCAUCACGAACGGGAAUCCGUCGGCCAACGGCUCGACUGUCACCAAACACGACCUCCCCUCACAUUUCAUCGGUGGCAACGCCCUCGAAUCAGCACCCCCGAGCGCUGUCAAGGAUUUCGUGGCCGCCCACGAGGGUCACUCGGUCAUCACAUCGGUGCUUAUUGCCAAUAACGGUAUUGCUGCCGUCAAAGAGAUUCGCUCAGUGCGAAAAUGGGCAUACGAGACGUUCGGCAACGAGCGGGCGAUCCAAUUCACCGUGAUGGCCACACCCGAAGAUCUUACUGCCAACGCGGACUAUAUUCGCAUGGCCGAUCAAUACGUCGAGGUUCCUGGUGGAACCAAUAAUAAUAAUUAUGCCAACGUCGAGUUGAUUGUUGAUAUUGCGGAGCGGAUGGAUGUCCACGCCGUGUGGGCUGGAUGGGGUCACGCCUCUGAGAACCCUCGGUUACCCGAAUCUCUUGCUGCAUCGCCUAAGAAGAUCAUCUUCAUUGGACCCCCAGCUUCGGCCAUGCGCUCGCUUGGUGACAAGAUCUCCUCCACCAUUGUUGCACAGCAUGCCGGUGUGCCUUGCAUUCCCUGGUCUGGAACCGGCGUUGACGCCGUGAAGCUUGAUGAACACGGUAUCGUGACAGUCGAGGACGAGGUCUAUAAGAAGGGCUGUACCUUUUCCCCGGAAGAGGGAUUGGCUAAGGCUAAGGAAAUCGGUUUCCCUGUCAUGGUCAAAGCCUCCGAAGGUGGUGGUGGCAAGGGUAUUCGAAAGGUCGAGAACGAGAAAGAGUUCCCCGCUUUGUACAAUGCCGCCGCCAACGAGAUUCCGGGAUCGCCUAUCUUCAUUAUGAAGCUGGCUGGCAAUGCUCGCCAUCUGGAGGUGCAGUUGCUGGCUGAUCAGUACGGCAACAACAUUUCCCUCUUCGGUCGUGAUUGCUCCGUCCAGCGUCGUCACCAGAAGAUUAUCGAGGAGGCUCCUGUGACUAUUGCGAAACAGCCCACCUUCCAGGCCAUGGAGCGCGCUGCCGUGAGCCUCGGUCGGUUGGUCGGAUACGUCUCUGCCGGUACCGUUGAGUACCUUUACUCGCACUCUGACGAUAAGUUCUACUUCCUUGAGCUGAACCCUCGUCUGCAGGUCGAGCAUCCCACCACUGAGAUGGUCUCGGGAGUCAACUUGCCUGCUGCUCAGCUCCAGAUUGCCAUGGGUAUUCCCCUGCACCGCAUUCGUGACAUCCGCCUUCUUUACGGUGUCGACCCCAACGCCUCGGCCGAAAUUGACUUCGAUUUCUCCAAGGAAGAGAGUUUCCAGACCCAGCGCCGGCCUCAGCCCAAGGGCCACACCACUGCUUGCCGUAUCACCUCCGAAGAUCCUGGCGAGGGCUUCAAGCCUUCCAGUGGUACCAUGCACGAGCUGAACUUCCGUAGUUCGUCAAACGUCUGGGGUUACUUCUCUGUCGGUACUGCUGGUGGUAUCCACAGUUUCUCCGACAGUCAGUUCGGUCACAUUUUCGCCUACGGCGAGAACCGAUCUGCUUCGCGCAAGCACAUGGUCGUUGCGUUGAAAGAAUUGAGCAUUCGUGGUGAUUUCCGAACCACUGUUGAGUACCUGAUCAAGCUUCUCGAAACCCCCGCUUUCGAGGAAAACACCAUCACCACUGGAUGGCUCGACCAGCUUAUUUCUAACAAGCUGACUGCUGAGCGUCCCGAUCAGAGCGUCGCCAUCAUUUGUGGUGCCGUCACCAAGGCCCACCUCGCCAGCGAGGCUGGUAUUGAGGAGUACCGCGUCGGUCUAGGAAAGGGUCAGGUUCCGUCCAAGGAGAUCCUGAAGACUGUUUUCCCUGUCGAUUUCAUCUACGAAGGCGAACGUUACAAGUUCACUGCCACUCGUGCCAGCUUGGACAGUUACCACCUCUUCAUCAACGGCUCUAAGUGCUCAGUCGGUGUUCGCGCCCUGGCUGAUGGUGGCUUGCUGGUUCUCCUUAGCGGCCGCAGUCACAACGUUUACUGGAAGGAGGAGGCCGCUGCCACCCGCCUCAGUGUUGACGGGAAGACCUGCCUCUUGGAGCAAGAGAAUGAUCCUACUCAGCUCCGUUCUCCCUCUCCCGGUAAGCUUGUCAAGUUCACCGUUGAGAAUGGCGAGCACAUCCGCGCUGGUCAGUCUUACGCUGAAGUUGAGGUCAUGAAGAUGUACAUGCCCCUCAUCGCAAAGGAGGAUGGUAUUGUGCAGCUCAUCAAGCAGCCUGGCGCCACUCUGGAGGCCGGCGAUAUCCUCGGUAUCCUAGCCCUGGAUGACCCUUCCCGCGUCAAGCAUGCUCAGCCCUUCACUGGUCAACUGCCCGAGCUUGGCUCGCCUACCAUUCUCGGUAACAAGCCCUCCCAGCGCUUCUUCUUGCUUCACAGCAUUCUGGAGAACAUUCUUCGCGGUUUCGACAACCAGGUCAUUAUGGGUACCACCCUGAAGGAUCUGGUUGAGGUGUUGCGCAACCCUGACCUUCCUUACGGAGAGUGGAAUGCGCAGUCAUCGGCGCUGCACUCUCGUAUUCCCCAGAAACUGGAUGCUCAGUUGCAGAACGUGGUCGACCGCGCCAAGGCCCGCAAGGCCGAGUUCCCUGCCAAACAGCUCCAGAAGGCCAUCCUCCGCUUCAUCGAGGAAAAUAUCGGCCCUGCCGAUGCCGAUAUCCUCAGAGCCACCCUUUUGCCCCUGGUUGAAGUCAUCAACAAGUACGUCGAUGGCUUGAAGUCCAACGAGUACAAUGUCUUCAUUGGCUUGCUCCAGCAGUACUACGACGUUGAGAAGCUGUUCUCUACCCACAACUUCCGCGACGAGGAUGUCAUUCUUAAGCUCCGUGAAGAGAACAAGGACGACAUCACUAGCAUUGUCCACACUGUCCUCUCGCACAGCCGCAUCGGUUCCAAGAACAACCUGGUCUUGGCAAUUUUGGACAUGUACCGUCCCAACCAGCCCCUAGUUGAGAAUGUUGGCAAGCACUUCAAGCCCAUUCUCAAGCUGUUGACUGAGCUCGAGUCUCGCUCCUCCGCCAAGGUUACUCUCAAGGCCCGUGAGGUUCUUAUCCAGUGCGCUAUGCCAUCUCUGGAUGAGCGCCUGUCGCAGAUGGAGCACAUUCUGCGGUCUUCUGUUGUCGAGUCUCGCUACGGUGAGACUGGAUGGGACCACCGCGAGCCUUCCUUGGCGGUCCUGAAAGAGGUCGUCGACUCGAAGUACACUGUCUUCGAUGUCCUCCCUCGCUUCUUUGUCCACGCUGACCCCUGGGUUACUCUCGCCUCCCUGGAAGUUUACGUCCGUCGUGCCUACCGUGCGUACACUCUCAAGGGCAUCGAAUACAACGCCUCCAAUGAACAGCCCUUCCUGUCCUGGGACUUCACCCUCGGAAAGCUCGGCCAGCGUGAAUUCGGUGUUCUUAACGUCCAGCCCUCCGCCCCGGGCACUCCGGUUGCGGAGAUCAAUCCCUUCAAGCGGAUCAACUCCAUCGGCGAUAUGUCUCUCUUUGUGAGCGACGCUGCCAGUGACCCCGUCCGCAAGGGUGUUAUCAUCCCCGUGCAGUACUUGGAGGAUGCUGAGGAGAUCCUCUCCAAGGCUCUUGAGGUCUUCCCUCUCGGCGGCAUCAACGCGAAGCGCCCCAGUGAGCAGGGUCUUAUUGCCAAUCUUGAAGGCAAGCGUCGUCCUACCCCUAAGCCGGUCAGCGACAGCGAGCUCACUGGAGUCUGCAACAUUGCCAUUCGCGAUAUUGAGGAUAUGGAGGACUCCGAGCUUGUUGAGCAGAUGAAGCAGCUGCUUGCUGACAACAAGGAUGAACUUCUCGCCCGCCGUAUUCGUCGUGUCACCUUCAUCUGUGGCAAGCAAGGUGUCUAUCCCGGUUACUUCACCUUCCGUGGUCCCCACUACGAGGAGGAUCUGAGUAUCCGUCACAGUGAGCCCGCCCUUGCGUUCCAGCUGGAGCUUGGCCGUCUAUCCAAGUUCAACAUCAAGCCCGUCUUCACCGAGAACCGCAAUAUUCACGUUUAUGAGGCUAUUGGCAAGGGUCCUGAGAACGACAAGGCUAUCGACAAGCGCUAUUUCGUUCGUGCCGUGGUUCGUCCCGGCCGUUUGCGCGACGAUAUCCCCACCGCUGAGUACCUGAUCUCGGAGGCCGAUCGCCUCAUGAACGACAUCUUGGACGCCCUGGAGAUUAUCGGAAACAACAACUCCGAUCUGAACCACAUCUUCAUCAACUUCUCUCCCGUUUUCAACCUCCAGCCCGUUGAUGUUGAGCAAGCCCUGGCUGGUUUCCUCGAUCGCUUUGGCCGCCGUCUGUGGCGUCUCCGUGUCACUGGCGCAGAGAUUCGCAUCCUCUGCACCGACCCUGCUACCGGUAUGCCUUACCCCCUUCGUGUGAUUAUCAGCAACACCUACGGUUUCAUCAUCAACGUUGAGCUGUACAUCGAGCGCAAGUCCGAGAAGGGCGAGUGGAUCUUCCAGAGCAUUGGUGGUACCGCCAAGCUGGGCUCUAUGCAUCUGCGCCCUGUCGCCACCCCCUACCCUACCAAGGAGUGGCUGCAGCCCAAGCGUUACAAGGCUCACCUGAUGGGAACUCAGUACGUGUACGAUUUCCCCGAGCUCUUCCGCCAGGCCUUCCAGAACAGCUGGACCAAGAUUGCCGAGAAGAUUCCUUCUUUGUACGAGAAGCGCCCUCCUGUUGGAGAGUGCAUUGACUACAGCGAGCUGGUCUUGGAUGACACCGACAACCUUGUUGAGGUGUCUCGCGAGCCUGGUACCAACACUCACGGUAUGGUUGGGUGGAUCAUCACUGCCCGUACUCCCGAGUACCCUCGCGGCAGACGUUUCAUCAUUGUCGCCAACGACAUUACCUUCCAGAUUGGUUCCUUCGGUCCCCAGGAAGACAAGUUCUUCCACAAGUGCACUGAGCUUGCCCGCAAAUUGGGUAUUCCCCGUAUCUACUUGUCUGCGAACUCCGGUGCCCGCAUCGGUGUCGCCGACGAGAUCAUUCCCCACUUCUCGGUUGCCUGGAACAACCCAGAGAAGCCCGAGGCCGGCUUCAAGUACCUUUACCUCACCCCCGAGGUUAAGAAGCGCUUUGAUGCCAGCAAGAAGAAGGAGGUCAUCACCGAGCUCAUCAAUGAUGAGGGCGAGGAGCGCCACAAGAUCACCACUGUUAUUGGUGCCAAGGACGGUCUUGGUGUCGAAUGCCUGAAGGGUUCCGGUCUCAUUGCCGGUGCCACCUCCAAGGCUUACGAGGACAUCUUCACCAUCACUCUUGUUACCUGCCGCUCUGUCGGUAUUGGUGCGUACCUUGUGCGUCUCGGUCAGCGUGCCAUCCAGGUUGAGGGCCAGCCCAUCAUCCUCACCGGUGCCCCUGCCAUCAACAAGUUGCUCGGUCGCGAGGUUUACACCUCCAACCUUCAGCUUGGUGGCACCCAGAUCAUGUACAAGAAUGGUGUUUCUCACAUGACUGCCAACGAUGACUUCGAAGGUGUCCAGAAGAUUGUCGAAUGGAUGUCCUUCGUCCCCGACAAGAAGAAUGCUCCUAUCCCUAUUCGCACCUGGUCGGAUACCUGGGACCGUGACGUUGCCUACUUCCCUCCUCCCAAGCAGACCUAUGAUGUUAGAUGGCUCAUCAGCGGCAAGUCGGAUGUCGACGGCUUCCUUCCUGGUCUGUUCGACAAGGACUCAUUCGAGGAGGCCCUCGGUGGCUGGGCUCGUACCGUUGUUGUCGGUCGUGCCCGCCUUGGUGGCAUUCCCAUGGGUGUGAUUGCCGUCGAGACUCGCUCGGUGGAGAAUGUCACCCCUGCUGAUCCCGCCAACCCUGAAUCCAUGGAGAUGAUCUCUACUGAGGCUGGUGGUGUCUGGUACCCCAACUCAGCCUACAAGACCGCCCAGGCUCUGCGUGACUUCAACAAUGGUGAGCAGCUGCCCGUCAUGAUUCUGGCCAACUGGAGAGGAUUCUCCGGUGGCCAGCGUGACAUGUACAACGAAGUCCUCAAGUACGGAUCGUACAUCGUUGACGCUCUCGUCAAGUACGAGCAGCCCAUCUUCGUGUACAUUCCUCCCCACGGCGAGCUCCGCGGUGGAUCUUGGGUCGUCGUUGACCCCACCAUCAACCCCGACCAGAUGGAGAUGUACGCCGACGAAGAGUCCCGCGGUGGUGUCCUCGAGCCCGAGGGUAUGGUGAACAUCAAGUACCGCCGCGACAAGCAGCUGGAUACCAUGGCCCGUCUGGACGCAACCUAUGGCGAGCUCCGCCGUUCCCUGGCCGACACCUCCCUGAGUCAUGACCAGCUCAGCGAAGUCAAGGCGAAGAUGGCCACUCGUGAGGAGCAGCUCCUGCCCGUGUACAUGCAGAUUGCGCUUCAAUUCGCUGACCUGCACGACCGCGCCGGCCGCAUGCAAGCCAAGAACACUAUCCGCCAGCCUCUGCAGUGGGUUAACUCCCGUCGCUUCUUCUAUUGGCGUCUCCGCCGCCGUCUCAGCGAAGAGACCAUCAUCAAGCGCAUGGUUGCCGCCUCGGCAUCCCCAGCCCCCGGUGCCAACACUGUCAGCGAGUCCCCUCGCGCUGCGCACCUGCGCACCCUGCACGCCUGGACUGGUCUUUUGGAUGAGGAGCUCGAGCACAAUGACCACAAGGUUGCUCUUUGGUACGAGGAGAACAAGAAGGUUGUUCAGAGCAAGAUUGAAUCGUUGCGCACUGAUGGCGUUGCGACUGAGGUUGCUCAGCUGCUUAUUGGCAAUAAGGAGGGUGGUCUGCGUGGUGUCCAGCAGGUGCUGUCCAUGUUGCCUGUUGAGGAACGUGAGAAUGUGCUUAAGUACCUUGGCUCUGCUUAG
This is a messenger RNA of Penicillium coprophilum, 6831 nucleotides long. RefSeq names its product acetyl-CoA carboxylase ACC1. Lineage: Eukaryota; Fungi; Ascomycota; Eurotiomycetes; Eurotiales; Aspergillaceae. Gene Ontology annotation, molecular function: metal ion binding; ATP binding; acetyl-CoA carboxylase activity. The record is from RefSeq and is a predicted model, not a curated record. Gene Ontology annotation, biological process: fatty acid biosynthetic process. The transcript has 2 exons. The coding region runs from base 1 to 6831 and encodes 2276 amino acids.